GGAAGCGGGUUUCCGCUGCGAAGUUGGGGGCGCGGGUUUGGAAAUUAGGAUAUAAGGCUGAAAGGAGCUGCUACUGACAGCCUCGUUUCCAGUUUUUCUUUCUUUCUUUUUCUUUUUGUUGAUUUUGUCACUAAGGCUUUUUCCUUAGUUGUCUUUGCAAAGUGAGUGGCAUGGCCUCUCAGUGACUUCCCCGAGCGACCUGGAGGAUCAAAGCCAGGUGUGGUGGAGGCGAGGAAACAGCUUUUAAUUUAGCUAACACUCGGGAAACCAAGGACUGUCCUCCUCGUUUUGGAAUUUUACUCGGCAGGAUCGUCGCGAUUUCCUCGAGCACCUGAAGGUCCCGGGACUUUGUGGGUUGCUAUUCAUUGUGAAGAUACUGCACACUGUAAUUGGGACGGAAAAAAACGUUUCUCUUGGAGAACUGAAUACGGGGGAAAAAAUGCCUAUUUUUCCUAAAAUAUCUUUGAGGCCUGAGGUUGAAAACUAUCUUAAGGAGAACUUUAUGAAUGAGGAGUUUUUAAAAUUUUUGCAGUAUUGUUGACUAAAUCCAGCUCUUUAAAAAGAAUUUAUGAAAUCGUCUGCCUAAAUUGUAGAGGCAAUUUGGAUUCUUCUCCCUCGGUCUCCGAUUGCAGGCAGCUGUUCUCAUUCUCAUAGGUAUGUUUGCUACUCUGCCAGUCUUUUUUGGAUGAUAUCUAUUUGUUAUAUUUAAUACUGCAUUAAAAAGCGGAUACCCUGGAGGAUCUUUGACAGUUUUAGCUGUUUCAAGUAAACAAGAUGCACAAAGAAAAUUUGAAGCUCUGUUAAAUCACCUGUCACAUCCUCCAUCAUUCACAUCUGUCAGAGUAAAUACACAUUUAGCCUCAGUACAACAUGUAAAAAGUCUGUUAGUAGAUGAACUUAAGAAGAAAGAAUAUAAAAAGACAGCAGUAUGAAGCCAUCGUUGGAGCCCAAUGUGGUAAUGCAGUAUUAAGAGGAGCUCAUGUCUAUGUUCCAGGAAUCAUGUCAGCUUCAAAAUUUAUGAAAGCUGGAGAUGUUAUUUCUGUGUACUCCGAUAUUAAAGGGAAAUGUAAGAAAGGAGCCAAAGAAUUUGAUGGAACAAAAGUAUUUAUUGGAAAUGGGAUUUCUGAACUAAGCCGCAAAGAAAUCUUCAGUGGGCUACCUGAAAUGAAAGGUAUAGGCAUAAGAAUGACAGAACCAAUAUAUCUCAGCCCUUCCUUUGACAAUGUACUGCCCAGUUACUUAUUUUUACAGAAUUUGCCGUCUGCUGUAGUAACUCAUGUUUUAAAUCCUCAACCUGGAGAGAAGAUUCUAGAUUUGUGUGCAGCUCCUGGAGGCAAAACAACACAUAUAGCAACACUAAUGCAUGAUCAGGGAGAAGUAAUAGCACUAGACAAAAUAUCCAACAAAAUAGAAAAAAUCAAGCAGAAUGCUUCAUUAUUUGGAUUGAACUCCAUCAAGGCAUAUUGCUUUGAUGGAACAAAGGCACUUAAACUUGAUAUGAUUGAGAACAUAGAAGGAGCACCUCCAUUCUUACCAGAAUCUUUUGACCGAAUUCUCCUUGAUGCACCUUGUAGUGGAAUGGGACAGAGACCAAACAUGGCUUGUACUUGGACUUUAAAGGAAAUAACAUCGUAUCAACCGCUACAGCGAAAACUCUUUUCUGUGGCGGUUCAGUUGUUGAAGCCAGGGGGUGUGCUAGUUUAUAGCACAUGCACUAUAACAUUGGCAGAAAAUGAAGAACAAGUUGCCUGGGCCCUCAAAAUGUUUCCUUGCCUUCAGCUUCAACCCCAGGAACCACAGAUUGGAGGAGAAGGAAUGGUUGGAGCUGGCCUAUCACUUGAACAAUUGAAACAGCUGCAGCGAUUUGAUCCAUCUGUUGUGCCAUUACCGGACACUGACAUUGAUUCUCUCAGAGAUGCCAGAAUAGAAGACAUGAUUUGGCUGGCAAAUAAGGAUUGUAUAGGAUUUUUUAUUGCAAAAUUUCAAAAAUGCAAAAGCACAUUGGAAAAGGAUCCACCGAAAUGAAAAUUCCAAACAUUUGCUGCUGUUGGGUAUUUUUUUUUCCCCCUUAGAUUGUUGUCAAGCCAACUGAAUGAUGUCCUGGUAGCUAUGGUAACAGAGAAAGCUGCCAGCAGUUUAACCAGAGAUCUGAGAAAGAAAAAGUAUGUGUGUUGGGGGAGGGGAGGCUGAAAUUAAAUUCUUGAGUUUAUGAAAUAAUUUUUUCUCUGUAUAUUCAGUAGAAUAUAAAUAAAAGGAGCUAUGGAUAUCUGGAACAUUUUCAUGUAGGGUCUUAAUUUAUAAAGAAUACUAGUUAUAUUUAGUAUGAAAAAAGUGGAUCAAACCAGUGGAAUAAAAUUAGCAAUGUUUAAUGUGGUUAUUUAAAAAGUUGUUUUCUGUUCCCAGGUCCUAAGUAGUUGUUUCCUUAAGAAUUCAGGGCCUGGGACAUACAACAUUUACCGUGUGCCAAGAACCAAGGGAAGUAUUUUAUCUUACUUUUUCUGCUUAUUAUUUGGUAAAUCCUCUUUUAAAUGAAGUUUGGCCUUUUCUAAAUGAUAGUUUUUAAACAAAAAAGUAAAAUGAGUGUUUUCUUUGUGGGUAAAAUAAAUGAGAACAUUUCACAUUCUGGGUACCUUUAUCAUCUGUUGGACCACAUUGUACAAGUUUUUAGAAAGUGCUUGGUAAGAAUGAGAAAACCAUUUUCUGACAACUGGUUGUCACAGCUGGAUCUUGUUCUACUGAACAUAACCAGUUUCACAGGAAACAGUCUCAGACAACUAUGUUUCUGAUCAAGACAAAAAAAGACCACUUCCUAUAAAACUUGAAUUCAUGCAAAAAACAAGAUCACCAUUCAAACUGCAUAAAUGACCAAACAUAGUUCUGUGGUGGCCAGAGCAUCUACUUCUUUAAAAAAAAAAAAGGCUUGCUUCAUUCUACCCAGGUGUUUUUGUGUGUGUUUUGGGGGAUAGGGUGCUGGGGAUUGAACCCAGGGCCUGGUGCAUGCAGGGCAAGCACUGUACUACAGAAUUAUAUCCCUCUACCCGGUUUUUAGGUAAACUCUAAAAAUACUCAAGACCCAACCAGAGUUUAAAGGUUGUCUUAUGUGUUAAAUACAUCAGACUAUUUUGUUAGCUUUCAUUCAAAUCACUCAAAUGUUACUGGGCCUUGGGUAUAAGAAAGGAACUACUGGAAACAAUUCCCUAAUAUUUGAUUCUUUUUUUUCCCCUCAUCAGUUCCUUUAGGAAUUUCUCAAAACUACUUAUUGUAUCCAUAAUGAUUGCAAGGUCUCUUGGAUCAGGAGCAAAAAUAAGGAGCCAGCAGAUGAAUGCUUUUCUAGUUACCUUUGGCAGCAAGCUUCCUCACCUUCCCUGACUUCUCAAUGGAUUAUUAAAGCAACAUAUAGCACGAUUAAGUACAAAGCCAGGUGAGAAUUCUAGAUAGCAGACUUUAGUUUCUUCGUUAGUUUUCAGCAUCUCAAACAUCUCAAUCACUCGUGCACAUUCUUACGUACAGACACAUGCACACAGCGGGUUCCGGCUCAUAUACUCCAGUGCCGUGACUAGCUCCUAAGUAUGUGUUUGUCACAAUCUGGGUGAACUGUAUGGAGUAGAACAAUCUCUGGAGUUUGGUUAUAUUUACCAUAAUUUAUGAUUAAAAUUAUAAACUUACAAGGAUGGUAGAACAUUCAGAAAUCAAACCUUUUUAAGUCAAGCAAUCACACAUAUUUACAUUAUAUACAGACUUUUUUUUAGAAUGGGGAGAGGUGUCUAGACAACAUUAUUACAAAUUUCCUGAAUGUGGGCAUUUCUGAUCCCUGUAAUUCAUAAAGCAAAUCUGCUGACUUGGCAUUAAGACUCUAAAAUAGUGUGAUCAAACUGAUAUGUAUAUAUUAUAUAUAAUAAGGUGUUUGCAGAAAUAACAUUUACAAACUGUCUAUACAGUACACAGUACUAGUACAUAGAAAAUAGAAUCUAACUUUAUGAUCCCCUUUGUAUAAGGCAAGACUGAAUCUGUCCCCAAAUUUAGUCAGCCAGAGGUACAAGCAAGAAACAGUGGUCCAUGAAUGAAUGAAUAUGCCCAUCAGGUAUCUGGGUAUUAAAAAUCUGGAGAACCAAGAAAUUCCACUUUUUAAUCUGUGCUGAAUCUGGCUUGCUGGAUGUACAUCAACUACAUUUCUUAAAACACCAACGUUGUCUGGACGGCAAAAGAUUUUGUUCAUGUGGCAGCUACCUCAAACAGGUUUUGAAGAGUCUAGUAUAUAACCAGAGAACUGCUGUACCAGGCCAGUUUAUAUAGCACUUCCAAAAGAAAAUAAUGGAUAUUAAUACUCUAUUUCAUGCUAUUGCUAUUUAAGCAACAGCAAUACAAAAUAUACAAGACAGAUCACAUGUGAUUGCAAUGUAGACCCCAAAGAUUGUUUGAGGGGACUUGAGGGAGGGGGAGACAAAGGGCAAAAGUCAUUGGCGGAUGUAAACAUCCCUAUUCCACUCCCCGACAUCAUUCCGCUUUUUGGAUAUUACUUCUCCAUCCUUGUCACAGUAGCGAUCCUUGGAUUUAUGACGGCUUCGUUGUUUGUUGCACUCAUUGUGGUCCUGCUCUCGGUCUGUGUCCCUCGAACGGUGCCGAGACUCCCUGUGUCUGUGGUCACUGCUCCCAUGGGUCUCAUCUCUGUGGUUAUGGUCACGAUGUGGGGCAUAGUGGUCCACAUGUUCAUGGGAAUAAUCUUCCUUUGGCUCCACAUAGGCAGAGUCUCGACUCUCCUGGGUUUCAGAGUCAAAAGUCUCUUGCCUGGAGAGCCCUCGACUCGUACCACUGCGAUGGUUAUGGUGUGUGGCAGAGGAGGAGGAGCGAUGCUGGGAUUUCUUGACUGGUUCCAAACAAGGUUCUUCUUCAGCUUGGGAAGCAGAACGGGCAGGAGCUGAGCGAUCAGUCCUCUGAUCACCUUGAGAACCCUGGCAGUGAAGGGAACAUGCAGACAUUAACCAAGGUAUUUUGGUCACAGUACUAAAAACUCCUUGGGCAGUUAAGAGUAGACAACUGGCUCCCUGUGAUCAGAAGCGAAUAAUAAACCAACCCCAAAGAGACCCGUCUUACAAAUCAACUAUGAGGCUGCAGUCUUGUAGUUGAUAUUUAAGUGCUGUUAUGGAACUUACAUUCUUACAGAAGAGGCAGAGAAUGGAGAGAAGCAAACAGAUAUCUGAUGUCAGGUCAUGAUAAGUGCCGCUGGAAAUGCAGAAUAGUGAGGAUGAAGAUGCUGUGAAAGGUUUAAUUAAAUGUUCAGAGAUGAUCUUUCAGAAAAUCUUUUGCUUCAAACGAAAUGGCCAUGCCUGGCACUGGAACAUCAUCUUCAUGGGCUGCACUAUAGCUGACAUUUGUCCGAACUGCAAAUGCAACGGGUUUUGUCUAAGGAA
Ictidomys tridecemlineatus (thirteen-lined ground squirrel) is the source of this 5408-nucleotide messenger RNA. It is a transcript of the gene Nsun6, whose product is annotated as NOP2/Sun RNA methyltransferase 6. NCBI's taxonomy places the organism in Eukaryota, Metazoa, Chordata, Mammalia, Rodentia, Sciuridae. Gene Ontology annotation, molecular function: RNA binding; RNA methyltransferase activity. Gene Ontology annotation, biological process: RNA methylation. The record is from RefSeq and is a predicted model, not a curated record.